AUGACCUGCAGGUGUGAAUUGAGCAUUGAAGGUGUUUGGUGCCAGAAAACUCAUCCUGGAGAAGUGCAUGCAUUGAGAGCUGUCAAGAAAAGUUUGAUCGAUCCAUAUAAGAAUCUUGGAAGCUGGAACAAGGGGGAUCCAUGUACUUCAGAAUGGACUGGAAUUUUCUGCUGCAAUGCUACACCGGGUGAUUAUCUUCAUGUCUGCGAAAUGUCAUUACUGAAUAUGAAUCUGUCUGGACGUUUAUCUCCAGAACUUGUCCAUUUAUCUUAUAUGAAGAUAAUGGAUUUUAUGUGGAACAACAUUAGUGGGACUAUACCUAAGGAGAUAGGCAACAUUACAUCGUUAGAAUUGUUGCUUCUCAAUGGAAAUAAUUUAACAGGUUCCUUGCCUGAUGAGAUUGGUUAUCUUCGUAACUUGGACAGGUUGCAGAUUGAUGAGAACCAAAUAUCUGGCUCAAUACCAAAGUCAUUAGCUAACUUGACCAAUGCAAAGCACUUCCACAUGAAUAAUAAUUCUCUCAGUGGACAAAUACCGCCAGAGCUCUCUAGCUUGCCAAAUCUUGUUCAUUUGUUGCUUGAUAAUAACAACUUAUCGGGACGUCUUCCACCAGAACUUUCCAAAAUGCCAAAUUUAAUGAUAAUUCAACUUGAUAACAACAACUUUGAGGGGAGUACAAUACCUCUUUCUUAUGGAAACAUAUCUCGCUUAUUGAAGUUGAGUCUUAGGAACUGCAGUUUGCAAGGGCCAAUUCCUAACUGGAGCAACAUGCCCAAUAUUUCUUUUAUAGAUUUGAGCCUAAACAAGCUUAGUGGAACGAUACCAGCAGGCGUGCUUUCUGAGAAUAUGACAACUAUUGACCUAUCAUACAACAAUCUUAAUGGAAAUAUUCCUGCAACCUUUUCAAAGCUUCCUCUUUUGCAGAAAUUGUCACUUGCAAGCAAUUCAUUAAGUGGUUCAGUUCCAUCCGCCAUUUGGCAGAAUAGACUCAAUCAAUCCGAGACGCUCAUCUUGGAUUUUCGGAACAAUAGGCUUAUAAAUAUUUCUGGCAGUCUUGUCGUACCGCCGAACGUCACUGUUAGCCUUCAAGGAAACCCCAUAUGCACCAAGGGUAACCUAACUCAGUUCUGUGGAUCUUAUGAGGAAGAUUUCAGCGAAAUGUUCAACCUAACAAGUUCCAAUGCCUGCGAUCCUCAAUCAUGUCCACCUCCUUAUGAGUAUGCCCCAGCAUCUCCUGUUGCUCGCUGCUUUUGUUCUGCUCCUCUGCUUGUUGGAUAUCGUUUAAAGAGUCCUGGGUUCACAAAUUUUCUCCCUUAUAUUGAUGAAUAUAAGAAUUACGUAAGUUCUGCUCUCAGUUUGAAUAUUUAUCAGUUUGACAUUGAUUCGGUUGCAUGGCAAAAGGGACCUCGACUGAAAAUGUACCUGAAGAUUUUUCCGGUAUACAUAAACAACAGCAUUCAUCUGUUUAAUAAGAGUGAGAUCAUCCGAAUUCGUGGCUUGUUUAGUGGAUGGAGGAUUCAUGGUAACGCUGUCUUUGGACCUUUUGAGCUGCUAAAUUUCACACUUCUGGAGCCUUAUAAAAAUGAAUUUCCCUCUUCUUCACCAUCUGGUAUAAGCAAGGGAGCACUAGCUGGCAUAAUACUGGGGACAGUUGCUGGAUCUGUAACGCUAUCUGCUGUUGUGUUCCUCCUACUUUUCAGAUCUCACACGAGGAGACACCGUGCAUAUUCAAAAAGACGUCCAUCAUCUAGGGUCCGCAUCAGAAUCGAUGGGGUUAAAGACUUCACUUAUGGUUCCUUGCCUGAUGAGAUUGGUUAUCUUCGUAACUUGGACAGGUUGCAGAUUGAUGAGAACCAAAUAUCUGGCUCAAUACCAAAGUCAUUAGCUAACUUGAAAAGUGCAAAGCACUUCCACAUGAAUAAUAAUUCUCUCAGUGGAGAAAUACCGCCAGAGCUCUCUAGAUUGGCAAAUCUUGUUCAUUUGUUGCUUGAUAAUAACAACUUAUCGGGACAUCUUCCACCAGAACUUUCCAAGAUGCCAAAUUUAAUGAUACUUCAACUUGAUAACAACAACUUUGAGGGGAGUACAAUACCUCUUUCUUAUGGAAACAUAUCAUUCUUAUCGAAGUUGAGUCUUAGGAACUGCAGUUUGCAAGGGCCAAUUCCUAACUGGAGCAACAUGCCCAAUAUUGCUUUUAUAGAUUUGAGCCUAAACAAGCUUAGUGGAACGAUACCAGUAGGCGUGCUUCCUGAGAAUAUAACAACUAUUGACCUAUCAUACAACAAUCUUAAUGGACCUAUUCCUGCAAGCUUUUCAAGGCUUCCUCUUUUGCAGAAAUUGUCGCUAGCAAACAAUUCAUUAAGUGGUUCAGUUCCAUCCACCAUUUGGCAGAAUAGAAUUCUCAAUAAAUCCGAGACACUCAUCUUGGAUUUUCGGAACAAUAGUCUCUCAAGUAUUUCGGGCAGUGGCAGUCUUAUCCUACCGUUGAACGUCACUGUUAGCCUUCAAGGAAACCCCAUAUGCACCAAGGGUAACCUAAUUCGGUUCUGUGGAUCUUAUGAGGAAGAUUUCAGCGAUAAGUUCAACCUAACAAGUUCCAAUGCCUGCGAUCCUCAAUCAUGUCCACCUCCUUAUGAGUAUGCCCCAGCAUCUCCUGAUGCUCGCUGCUUUUGUGCUCUUCCUCUGCUUGUUGGAUAUCGUUUAAAGAGUCCCGGGUUCACAAAGUUUGGCCCUUAUAUUGAUAAAUUUGAGCUUUACGUCAGUUCUGCUCUCAGUUUGAGUAAUUAUCAGUUUGACAUUGAUUCGGUUGUAUGGCAAAAGGGACCUCGACUGAGAAUGUACCUGAAGAUUUUUCCGGCAUACAUAAACGACAAAAUUCAUCGGUUUAAUAGGAGUGAGAUCCUCCGAAUUCGUGGCAUGUUUAGUGGAUGGGAGAUUCACGGUAACGCUGUCUAUGGACCUUUCGAGCUGCUAAAUUUCACGCUUCUGGAGCCUUAUAAAGAUGAAUUUCCCUAUUCUUCACCAUCUGGUAUAAGCAAGGGAGCACUAGCUGGCAUAAUACUGGGGACAGUAGCUGGAUCUGUAACGCUAUCUGCUGUUGUGUUCCUCCUAUUUUUCAGAUAUCACACUAGGAGACACCGUGCAGAUUCAAAAAGACGUCCAUCAUCUAGGGACCGCAUCAGAAUCGAUGGGGUUAAAGAUUUCACUUAUGAAGGUGAACAGAUGUUGAUAUAUGAGUUCAUGUCUAAUGGUAACUUGAGAGAUCACAUAUCCGGUAACUCAAAAGUGCCUUUGACGUUUGCUAUGAGAUUAAGAAUUGCAUUGGCUUCAGCCAAAGUUCCCGACACUGAAGGAUUGGUACCUUCUCAUGUAUCUACGGUAGUUAAGGGAACCCCUGGAUACCUUGAUCCAGAGUACUUCCUAACUCAUAAGUUAACAGACAAAAGUGAUGUCUAUAGCCUUGGAGUUGUAUUUUUGGAGCUCUUGACUGGGAUGCACCCAAUUUACCAUGGCAAAAACAUUGUUAGGGAGGUCAACAUUGCAUAUUCUUCCGGUGUGAUAUUCUCUAUUAUUGAUGAGCGGAUGGGAUAUUGUCCUUCUGAUUGUGCAGUGAAGUUCAUAAAGCUGGCUCUUAACUGUUGCCACGAUGAUACAGACACCCGACCUUCUAUGGUCGAAGUGGUUAGAGAACUCGAAAGCAUAUGGUUAAUGAUGCCAGAAUCCGUUACCACGAUGCCAGAAUCCGUAGUAUCUGAUCCUGAAAAGAUUUUCACUCCAUCAUCUUCGUCCUCUACACUGAAAACUUCUUAUGCUUCGCAAGAUAUCUCUGGUAGUGAUCUUGCAAGUGGCGUCUUUCACACAGUUAGACCUAGGUAA
Molecule: messenger RNA, 3876 nt
Organism: Fraxinus pennsylvanica
Lineage: Eukaryota; Viridiplantae; Streptophyta; Magnoliopsida; Lamiales; Oleaceae
Source: the annotation of a GenBank genome assembly